This is a messenger RNA of Nezara viridula (southern green stink bug), 1064 nucleotides long. NCBI's taxonomy places the organism in Eukaryota, Metazoa, Arthropoda, Insecta, Hemiptera, Pentatomidae. The record is from the annotation of a GenBank genome assembly.
UCUGGUUCGAUUGCAGGAUUCGCCUUACGUCAACAGGUUGAAUAGUGAAAGGAGUUGGACUUAGUGCGCUUAGUUAUAUGGAAAUGUGGCUCAUCUAAACUUAUUAAACUUAAGAAUAUUUAGAGGAUCAGAAUAUGGAGCUCAUUUGGGCAUUGAUCAUUUCCAGUUUAGUUCUUGUUCAUUCAUCUAAACUGCCUGAUUACAUCGAAGUAUGUAAACGAUCAGAUCCAGACCUUCAAGCAUGUAUCAAAAAGUCAAUAGAAGAUUUGCGUCCGAAGUUAAUUGAAGGUAUGCCAGAAAUGAAAGUGCCUCCUAUUGAACCACUGAUCAUCGAUGAACCUAUUUCCACCGAAGGAACUGGUUUGAAUGUAGUGACAAAAAAUCUUAAAGCUUGGGGAGGAAGUAAUUACACUCUCAAAAAUUUAGAUGUUGAUCCACUUGCCCCAAAGUUUAAUUUUCAUUUAAAUAUUCCGCACUUAAAAAUAGAAGGAAUGUUUGAAGUUGAUGGGAAAGUUAUAAUGAUACCUGUAAAAGGCAAUGGAGAAAUCACUGCUGAUGUUUAUGACGUAGAUUCUGAAGUAUCUAUGAAAAGUGAGCUAGUUAACAAGGAUGGUGAUCAGUUUCUCAGCUUUUUUGGCCUUGACCUGCAUCACUUGAAAAUUGGAAAAGGGAAGAUACACAUUGGCAGUAUGUUCGGACGAGAAGAUAAACUCAUUGGUGAUGUAAUAAGUUCAGCUAUUAAUCUGAAUUUUAAUUACUUUGUACAAGAGCUUAAGCCAACCAUUGUGUCAACCUUAACUCAGUUUGCUGUUAAAUCUGCUAAUAACAUUGUAAGAGAUGUUCCAUUAAGUGAGAUAUUUCCUGAAUAAUGGAGUUAAAAAUUUGAGUGAAAUUGAUAGCGAUACACUACACACUUGUAAAUUGUACAUUAUUUUAGUUUAGCAUUGGUUUAAAAAUGAUAGACUGGAUGCCAGAAACUGUUUCAAAGAAUUAUUUUUCAGUUAAAAAGAAAAAAAAAAUCUCUCUUUAAUCAAAAUAGUGUCAAAUAAAUAUUUUCCUAACAA